AUGCUUCGACGACUGUUUAAGUGCUCUAAGUUCAUUAGAUUCAGUUCUAAUAGUUCCGCAACUACCGGCUCUACGUUAGCGGUAGCUAAAUCUUUACAACAAAGAAUUGAAGAUAUACCCAUUGAAAGAUAUAGGAACUUUAGUAUAGUGGCACAUGUGGACCAUGGUAAAUCGACGUUAAGUGAUAGACUGUUAGAAUUAACGGGAGUAGUCAAACCAGGUGGGAAGCAAGUUCUUGACAAGUUGGAAGUCGAGAGAGAACGAGGAAUUACUGUAAAGGCUCAGACGUGCACGAUGUUCUACCGGGAUGAGCGAGAUGGUUUAGAUUACUUAUUGCAUUUAGUCGAUACGCCUGGGCAUGUGGACUUCAGAGCGGAGGUAUCAAGGUCAUAUGCAUCAUGCGGUGGUGCCCUAUUGCUUGUGGAUGCCUCACAAGGUGUUCAAGCGCAGACGGUGGCUAACUUCUACUUGGCAUAUAGUAUGGACUUGAAAUUAAUUCCUGUUAUUAACAAAAUUGAUUUAGAUACUGCAGAUAUUCCCCAAGCCGAGGAGCAAGUAGUUAACACUUUUGAGUUACCUAAAGCUGACAUUAUCAAGGUUAGUGCGAAAACCGGUGCGAAUAUUUCGAAGGAUCUGCUACCAGCUAUCAUCGAUAAGAUCCCACCACCUGCAGGACUCUCUGAUAAACCAUUUAGAGCGUUAUUGGUUGAUUCGUGGUAUGAUUCAUAUUUAGGAGUUGUAUUAUUGAUUCAUUGUGUUGAUGGUAAACUUAAAAAAGGUGCCAAUAUUAGUAGUGCACACACUGGAAAGAGAUAUGAGGUGAAAGAAGUAGGCAUAAUGUAUCCGGAACGAGUUCCCACAGGUUGUCUAACCAGCGGCCAAGUAGGAUACAUUGUUCCAGGGUUAAAGGACUCUCGAGAAGCCAAAAUUGGCGAUACAUUAAUGCAUCAAGGACAUGAAAGCGAAACUGAGGUUUUGCCUGGGUUCGAAGAAACAAAACCCAUGGUUUUCGUUGGUGCAUUUCCUACAGAUGGUACUGAAUUCAACGCUCUAGACGAUGAUAUUCAAAGACUUGUGCUGAAUGACCGGUCAGUAUCUUUGCAGCGUGAAACUUCCAAUGCUCUAGGCCAAGGUUGGAGAUUGGGGUUUCUGGGCUCCUUACAUGCUUCUGUGUUCAAGGAAAGAUUGGAGAAAGAAUAUGGUUCCAAACUGAUUAUUACACAACCUACAGUUCCAUAUUUAAUAAAGUAUAGAGAUGGUAGCAGCUCAGUGAUAACGAACCCGGAUGACUUCCCAGAUUCAUCUAUACUUCGGACUAAAAUACAAGAAUUUCAGGAGCCAUAUGUUGAGGCUAUUAUGACAUUACCACAGGAGUACCUUGGCAAAGUAAUUAGAAUCUGUGACGAUAACCGUGGCAUUCAAACUGAAAUUACUUAUCUAAAUACCACUGGACAAGUAAUGCUGAAAUAUCACUUACCAUUGGCACAUUUGGUGGAUGAUUUCUUUGGCAAACUAAAGUCAGUAUCUCGUGGAUACGCUUCCCUGGACUAUGAAGAUAUUGGAUACAAGCCUUCUAAUAUCAUAAAGUUAGAGUUGUUAAUUAAUGGGAGAGGGGUUGAUGCUCUUGCACAAGUGAUGCAUUGCUCGCAAACAGAUCGUGUUGGAAAAGAAUGGGUUAAAAAGUUCAAAGAAUAUGUAAAGGCACAGUUGUACGAGGUUGUGAUUCAGGCUAGGGCUAACAACAAGAUUAUUGCCCGUGAAACCAUCAAGGCACGUCGGAAGGACGUCCUUGCCAAGCUGCAUGCUUCUGAUGUUUCCCGUAGGAAGAAGUUAUUAGCAAAACAAAAGGAAGGAAAGAAACAGAUGAGGUCCAUCGGUAACAUUCAAAUAGAUCAAGAGGCAUACCAAGCAUUUUUGCGGAAGUAA
Eremothecium cymbalariae DBVPG#7215 is the source of this 1926-nucleotide messenger RNA. It is a transcript of the gene GUF1, whose product is annotated as GTPase GUF1. Bases 1 to 1926 code for a protein of 641 amino acids. Gene Ontology annotation, molecular function: mitochondrial ribosome binding; GTPase activity; GTP binding. Gene Ontology annotation, biological process: positive regulation of translation. Gene Ontology annotation, cellular component: mitochondrion. The transcript has a single exon. The record is from RefSeq and is a predicted model, not a curated record. Lineage: Eukaryota; Fungi; Ascomycota; Saccharomycetes; Saccharomycetales; Saccharomycetaceae.